UUGAUUGAUUAAUUGUUAAAGAAUGGCAGUGGAGAACUUUGUGGUGGAAAGGUUUGAUCCUGAUGAGUACAUCAGACAGAAAGAUAAUGAAGAAAAGAUCUUGAAAAAAUUGAAGAAGAAGUUGGCCAAGAAACGAAAGCUUGCCGAGUCAGAAGGAAAACCAGAGGAAGAGAAGAAAGAAGAUGUAGAUGCUGCUGAACCAAAUAAGAAGAAAAGAAAGAAGAAGGAGAAGGAAAAGAAGGGGGAAACUGUUGUAGACACAGGGUUUACUGUUCUUGGUGAGGAAUUAUCAACAAAGAAGAAGAAGGUUAGUCGUGUACUCCCCUAUUGGUUGGCUAACCCUGAUAUUGCAGAAGUUGAUCUGAACUCUGAACAGUUAGCUGUCGACGAUAUGAAGGACCUGGAUGUGUCCUUAAAGGAGAAACUGAAGAAACGAGGAAUAAAAUAUUUCUUCCCAGUUCAGAGACAGAUUAUUCCUAUUCUCCUUGAGGCUGGUCAGCCUUCAUAUCUUAGACCGAAUGAUGUUUGUGUGUCGGCCCCAACAGGUUCUGGCAAAACUCUAGCAUUUGUUCUUCCAAUCAUUCAUUCACUUAAAUCCAGGAUGGUUCCUAAAGUUCGAGCUCUCGUAGUUCUGCCGACACAGGAUUUGGCUCUUCAAGUUUUCAAGGUGUUCAACAUUUUCUGUGAGGGAACAGGAUUACGUGUAAAGCUGCUGACUGGUCAGCAGUCGUUAUCACAGGAGCAGCAGAGUCUUUACAGAGUCGGUAGCACGGGUUUACUCCACCAGCAAGUUGAUAUCCUUGUUGUCACUCCCGGUAGACUGGCGCAUCAUAUCCGAGAUACCCCACAGCUAGACCUAACUGCGCUCAGAUACCUAGUGAUAGACGAGGCGGAUAGAAUGAUGUCCAAUAUGGCGGAUGAUUGGCUGAAUGUUCUGGAAUCAGCUGUUUACAGAGGGAAACGAUUACGGCCUGGACCUUUGAAUGUUGUAAAUGCAAGACAACAGAGUUUACCUCUGCAGAAGCUUCUGUUCUCCGCAACCCUGAGUCAGGAUCCUAUCUAUAGAUGCGUGGUCCCCGCGAAGACCCUGAGUGGAAAGGUGAAUACGGACGCGGACGAGAUCACCGAGUUCUCAAUCCCCGCAGAGUUGAAACAGUUCACCGUCAGGACGGAUCUGGGACGGAAACCUUUGGUGGUCAGUUUACUCGUGGAGAAACUUGAACUUAAAUCCGUCCUCGUCUUCACCAAGUCUAAUGAAUCCACUCACAGGUUAGCUCUAGUACUGAGUAAUCUAGGGUUCAGCUGUGCUGAGUUAUCUAGUGAUAUAAAGAUGAAAAGGAAGAAGGUUUUAUCUAAACUGAAAAAUGGAACUAUAAGAAUACUGGUCUGCUCCGAUGCCUUAGCACGAGGAAUUGAUGUAGAGAACUUGGAUGGUGUCAUUUCAUACGAUUGUCCUCAAUUCAUUAAAGCUUACAUUCACAGGGUUGGUAGAACAGGGCGAGCAGGCAGGUCAGGAGUAGCACUUACACUUCUAGAACCUACCCAGAGAAAAAACUUUAAAAAGAUGACCCUGGACGGUGGUAUAGCAAACAUUGAGGAAUACGAGGUGACCGAGGAAGAGUUAGAAGCGGGUCAGUCUGCCUUCAACGCAGCAUUGGAACAAACUAAGCGGCAAAUGCAGCAGGAACGGGAUGCUGAGCAUUCAACCAAAAAUUUCAAAAAGAAAUUUGCUAAUCCGUGAUUUCUUGAAACCCAAAUUUUUCCAUUUUUCAGA
Molecule: messenger RNA, 1774 nt
Organism: Eurytemora carolleeae
Lineage: Eukaryota; Metazoa; Arthropoda; Copepoda; Calanoida; Temoridae
Gene: Dbp73D
Product: ATP-dependent RNA helicase DDX51
Exons: 19
Coding region: 23-1741 (572 amino acids)
Cellular component (GO): nucleus
Molecular function (GO): ATP binding; nucleic acid binding
Source: RefSeq, a predicted model, not a curated record